Messenger RNA from Priapulus caudatus, 703 nucleotides. Its product is annotated as actin-binding protein IPP-like. Lineage: Eukaryota; Metazoa; Priapulida; Priapulimorpha; Priapulimorphida; Priapulidae. The annotation marks the transcript as partial. The record is from RefSeq and is a predicted model, not a curated record. Gene Ontology annotation, molecular function: protein binding. The transcript is spliced from 5 exons.
GUGCGGACUGGGUUUGUGCGCGGUGCACGACAACCUGUACGCCUUCGGAGGCUGGAUCGGAUCGGAAAUCGGCAACACGAUAGAAAUGUUCAAUCCCGACGUGAACCGGUGGCAGCAGCACGGCAAGAUGCCUUGCUCGCGCUUCGCGAUGGGUCUGGUAAAAUCGGGCAGGAUUCCGAGCUUGGUCUACGUCGUCGGGGGAGCAAACGAGUUUGGAAUCGAGCUGAACAGUGCGGAAUGUUACAAUCCCGUGACGAGAGAGUGGACCGACCUACCUCCGAUGCGGGUGCGGCGGAGCUUCGUGAACUGCGCCGUGAUGGAAGGGUACCUGUACGCGGUCGGCGGAUGGAACGAACACGACGGAACGCUGAGCAGCGUGGAACGAUACAGCAUCGACGAGGACGCGUGGGAGGACGUCGUGGACAUGGGAACGUCGCGCGCCGGCGCCUCCGUCGCCGCCGUCCACGGCUUCGUCUACGUGAUAGGAGGACGCAGCGUCGUCGAGGGAUACACCUUCCCGACGACGGUCGACACGGUCGAAUGCUUCGACCCGCACACGCGAUCCUGGCUCGACGUUCCGGCAAACCUCUCCGGCAGGUGCGAGGCCGGGGUCGCCGUCAUGUAGGGGGCGCCACGAUCGUGGCUCGAUGUCGUUGUGAUGUAGGGGGCGCCACACUUGUGGUUCGACGUCACCGUGAUGUAG